Teleopsis dalmanni is the source of this 814-nucleotide messenger RNA. RefSeq lists its product as uncharacterized. Lineage: Eukaryota; Metazoa; Arthropoda; Insecta; Diptera; Diopsidae. Bases 1 to 741 code for a protein of 246 amino acids. The record is from RefSeq and is a predicted model, not a curated record. The transcript has 5 exons.
AUGACGAGCCAAAGACACCGCAAACGCAAACGCAACCUCACAGAAUUACGAAGCCAUACAGAAGAGGUACAUAAGAGAGACUUUUCCAAUCAACCUCAGUGGCGUCGCUCAUAUUAUAAUGAAAAUAAAACUGAAAAAAUCGAACAGGACACAGCCUCAACAAAGGAUAGAUUGCAACGUCUUGGUUACACCACCGGCUAUGGAACGAUUCAGGGCUACCCAGGAAGUACAGGCCUGUCUGCGUAUAAUCCAAUUAAAUUAGAUCUUGGUGGCGUUGUACUGGGCACACUGGUUGGGAUUGGUGCUAUUAUAAUAAUACCCAAACUUUUAAGUGCAUUUCAUGGUGGUUACGCGGGAUACGGCAGAAGUGAAAACGACAAUGAUUUGUCUUCUGUUGGCAACAUGAUCAACAAAAUCGAUGAUAUUCUGGGCCAAAAUAAUAUCGAUUCGACGAGCUGUAUGCAACGCGCUGUCUGCAGUUAUGUGCGUACAACAGAACAAAACAUGAAGACGGGGGUCUCAGACCAAAUGGAUGAAUUCAUUCAUAUGUUGUCUGAAAAUUCUUUAGUUGACUACCUGUUGGAUGGUACUGCCAUCAAAGAAGCAUUGGAACAUGGAAAACAGGUUAACGGUAAAGUAUGCGAAGAAGUCUAUUCAUCGUGCCCACUUGAUAGUAAAACUGCAACGCAAGUCCUCAUGAAACUUCUACCGAAGAAAGCAGCAGAUAAAUCAGCUUCAUAAUAAAAAGCAAAUUCUCCAUAUAAACUCAUUAUGGAUUUACUAACGAAAGUAUUCAGAAUAAUACAAUUUUAAU